Helianthus annuus (common sunflower) is the source of this 1794-nucleotide messenger RNA. Its product is annotated as ATP-dependent DNA helicase pif1-like. The record is from RefSeq and is a predicted model, not a curated record. Bases 1 to 1794 code for a protein of 597 amino acids. Lineage: Eukaryota; Viridiplantae; Streptophyta; Magnoliopsida; Asterales; Asteraceae. Gene Ontology annotation, biological process: telomere maintenance; DNA repair. Gene Ontology annotation, molecular function: DNA helicase activity. The transcript has 3 exons.
AUGACAACCCAUGUGUUAAACAUUGUCGGCUCAACGAUUGAAGAAUUGAUCGAAAGGUAUGUCGAGCUGUAUUGGAUAAUGGUGAGUUUGAAGAUUACCAAGACAAAUGAGGAAUGGGUUAACAAACUGGAAAAUGCUUUACCGGGUGAUGAAUGGAGAACGUAUCUGUCAGAUUGGAAGACGAGAUACUUAGAAGUGACUUUGGGUGAGUUUAUCGAGAAGAUUAAAGAACGAGAACUUGAACUACAAAAGAUUAGAAGUGAAGCAACUGAUGAAGAAAAAUGUAAAUCUGAUGAAAAUGUUCGAGAGGUAGAAGAACAGGUUAAAGAAAUUUCAGCGAUCAAGCUUGAGAAGAGAGCUGAGGAUGUAAAGAUGACCGAGAAGUGUUCAAGAUACACAAAUGAGUUGCAAACUGAGUUUUGUCGAAUGAAAGAAUGUCUAACUGAAGAGCAGUCGAACGUUUUUAAUGAAAUUAUGCAUGCACUCGAUAGCCAAACUAGAGGGUUGUUUUUUGUAUAUGGUUAUGGUGGAACUGGGAAGACUUUUUUGUGGAAGACAUUGGCUUCUGCAAUUAGAUCUAAAGGGCAGAUUGUUUUGAAUGUUGCUUCGAGUGGUAUUGCUUCGUUAUUACUAUCUAAAGGAAGGACAACACAUUCUAGGUUUAAAAUCCCCAUAAACUUGACAGAAGACUCCAUGUGCCACAUUAAGCCAAACGUUGAUGUUGCUAACCUACUAAAAGAGGCAAAGUUGAUUAUAUGGGACGAAGCCCCUAUGGUCCACAAGCAUGCUUUUGAGGCACUAGAUCGAACAAUGAAAGACGUUUUAUCUUCUUCUAUGGGUAACCAUUCUGAACUACUAUUUGGGGGUAAAGUUAUUGUUUUUGGUGGGGACUUUAGACAGAUCCUCCUGGUCAUUCCUGAUGUUGGAGCUCAAACAUCUAACAUUGAGUCUAUUGAGAAAUUUGUAAGAUGGCUACUUGAUAUUGGUGAAGGAAAUGUUGGUUCAGAAAAUGAUGGUGAAGCACUUAUAGAGAUACCGGAAGACUUAGCAAUCACCGAUUCGGACGAUCCAAUACAAAGUUUAAUCGACUUUGUUUAUCCUUCAAUUUUAGAAAAUUACAAAAAUCAUGGAUUCUUUUCUGAGAGAGCUAUUUUAGCACCAAAAAAUGAAGUUGUUCAUGAAAUUAAUGAUCGUUUACUUUCGUUAUUUCCGGGUGAAGAAAAAGAGUAUUUGAGCUCUGACAGUAUCUGUCAAACUGAGCAAGUACUUGAUUCUUUCCAACAAGAUCUGUAUUCUACUGAUAAUUUGAAUGCUCUUAAAAUAGUCGGUUUACCUAAUCAUAGGUUGGUUCUAAAAGUUGGUGUUCCUGUAAUGCUUCUUCGAAACAUUGAUCAACAAAAUGGUCUAUGUAAUGGAAUUAGACUUCAAAUAACCUUUCUCGGUAAACGAGUUAUUGAAGCUGAAGUAAUAUCAGGCGGUAAUAUUGGCACUAGAGUUUAUAUUCCAAGGAUUUCAAUGAUUCCUUCUGACAAGAAGAUACCUUUUCAAUUUCAAAGAAAGAAAUUUCCGUUAUCAGUAUGUUUUGCUAUGACGAUUAACAAAAGUCAAGGGCAGUCUUUAUCCAAAGUUGGGCUAUAUUUAAAGGAUCCAGUUUUUAGUCUUGGCCAGUUGCACGUCGCUUUAUCGAGAGUGAAGACAAGAGAAGGUGUCAAAAUUUUAGCGUUUGAUGCUGAUGGUAAACCUUCGAAGCAGACAUCAAACAUGGUUUACAAGGAGAUAUUUUGUAACUUGUGA